Entamoeba invadens IP1 is the source of this 360-nucleotide messenger RNA. RefSeq lists its product as hypothetical. The record is from RefSeq and is a predicted model, not a curated record. Bases 1 to 360 code for a protein of 119 amino acids. NCBI's taxonomy places the organism in Eukaryota, Evosea, Mastigamoebida, Endamoebidae. The transcript is spliced from 2 exons.
AUGGUAUAUUUGAUGCAAAUUUCUUUGUACCUCCCAACAAUGGCAGACGUUUUAAAUUACAUGCAAAUGAGUCACAGCGCUCUUAUUGCAAUUUCUUCGCUUAAAGUGAAUCCACGCGAUUUAUAUGAGGAAUUAUCCCAUCACCGACGACUUUUUGACUUCCGAAAAUAUGAAAAUAGCAGAAAAAUUCACGAAUUUAUGCUUUACCAAUACCUUUGGCACAUAAUCAAUUUGUACCAAAUAAGAUCAACAAGACACUUUCGACUUAAUAAAACUGUUUUUCGAGUUACUCGCACAAAACCCAACAAGAAAAGUGAUUGUCCCUUUCGAACUUUUCUGGUUGUUAGUAGACGAGUAUAA